UUUCCCCGCCUCCCCCGCCGUUCGCAGCCAAUGGGAAGGCUCUGUACUACGGGGUGUGGAGGGGACGGCGCCGUGGUGAAGAUGCCCCGUGUAAAAGCAGCUCAGGCUGGAAGACCCGGACCUGCGAAGAGGCGCCUUGCAGAGCAGUUUGCCGCUGGAGAGGUCAUAACCGACAUGUCUAGGAAGGAGUGGAAACUAGGAUUGCCCAUUGGCCAAGGUGGCUUUGGCUGCAUCUAUCUGGCGGACACAAAUUCUUCCAAACCGGUUGGCAGUGACGCGCCCUGUGUUGUGAAAGUGGAACCCAGUGACAAUGGACCUCUUUUCACGGAAUUAAAGUUCUACCAGAGGGCUGCUAAACCAGAGCAAAUUCAGAAAUGGAUUCGUACACAUAAAUUGAAGUACCUUGGUGUUCCUAAGUAUUGGGGAUCUGGUCUACAUGAUAAAAAUGGAAAAAGUUACAGGUUUAUGAUAAUGGACCGCUUUGGGAGUGACCUUCAGAAAAUAUAUGAAGCAAAUGCCAAAAGGUUUUCUCGGAAAACUGUAUUGCAGCUAAGCUUAAGAAUUCUGGAUAUCCUGGAGUACAUCCACGAGCAUGAGUACGUGCAUGGGGACAUCAAGGCCUCCAACCUGCUCCUGAGUCACAAGAACCCUGACCAGGUAUAUUUGGUAGACUAUGGCCUUGCUUAUCGGUACUGCCCAGAUGGAGUUCAUAAAGAGUACAAGGAAGAUCCCAAAAGGUGCCAUGACGGCACCCUGGAGUUCACCAGCAUCGACGCUCACAAAGGCGUGGCCCCAUCAAGACGUGGGGAUUUGGAAAUACUUGGUUAUUGCAUGAUCCAGUGGCUCAGCGGCUGUCUUCCUUGGGANGAUAACUUGAAAGAUCCUAACUACGUUAGGGAUUCCAAAAUUAGAUACAGAGACAACGUCGCAGCUUUGAUGGAGAAAUGCUUUCCUGAGAAAAAUAAGCCAGGUGAGAUCGCUAAGUACAUGGAGUCUGUGAAACUACUGGAAUACACCGAAAAACCUCUCUAUCAAAACCUGCGUGACAUCCUUUUACAAGGACUAAAAGCUAUAGGAAGUAAAGACGAUGGCAAACUGGAUUUUAGUGCUGUGGAGAACGGAAGUGUGAAGACAAGACCAGCCUCAAAGAAGCGGAAGAAAGAAGCAGAAGAAAGCGCGGUGUGCACUGUGGAGGACAUGGAGUGCUCAGACACACAGGUGCAAGAGGCCGCACAGACCCGUUCCAGGAGGCAGCAGCAUUUGGGAUUGGAGCAAGACAUGCUAAGGCUAGACCGUAGGGGUUCACGAACCAGGAAGAAAGCCCAGAAGUAAACGACAUGCCAGGAGCCGUCUUCUCUGCCUAUUCAUUUGAUUUUUUAAAAAUUCUUUCCUAUUUUAUGUUUUAUUUUCAUGAAAGUCUUCUGGAGUGUUAGUAAUAAUUGAGUGGCUAUUUUUUAAAAAAAAAACACUUUAUUAAAAUGAAUAUUUUGUGUACUUUAUUGAAGGAUAAUUUAUAAAAUCCUGAAUCUUUAGUCGUCAUAACCCAUGUGAUCUGGGGCUCAGGCUGCUGCGCGCUUCCCAGACUGGACAGAGCGCUCAGCAGGCUCCUUGCUUUUAAGGAAUGAAGAACUUAAAGGUCUCUUUUGCUCGGUGUAGUAUAUAAGUCGUUGUGACAAUAAAGUCUGGUCUCCAUGGA
Molecule: messenger RNA, 1696 nt
Organism: Mus caroli (Ryukyu mouse)
Lineage: Eukaryota; Metazoa; Chordata; Mammalia; Rodentia; Muridae
Gene: Vrk1
Product: VRK serine/threonine kinase 1
Biological process (GO): protein phosphorylation
Molecular function (GO): ATP binding; protein kinase activity
Source: RefSeq, a predicted model, not a curated record